Messenger RNA from Gasterosteus aculeatus aculeatus (three-spined stickleback), 8022 nucleotides. NCBI's taxonomy places the organism in Eukaryota, Metazoa, Chordata, Actinopteri, Perciformes, Gasterosteidae. The record is from RefSeq and is a predicted model, not a curated record.
CACUAGAACUGCAUUUAGUUUUUUGUUUUGUUUUUCUCUGUGUAUCGUCGAGGAGCGCUUUGGACGCGAGAGCCACAUGCGUUUUUCGGGCCAGCCCGGGUGGGCUGUUGGCGGCAUUAACGUUGACGCUACCAGCAGCCCGCUCCGCGCACAGUUACGGGUUAGCGUUCGCGCUAACGUCGUUGCGGUCCAGCGGGCUGCGGUGUCCUGGCGUGCCGCCGAACACGGACGGUGUUGCUCCGGUGUGCGUACGCAGUAAAAGUCUCGGCGUUUACUGGCGUCGUCGCGAGGUCCGUGUCACACAACCGCACGCGACGCCGUUUUGUUUUUUUACGGAGGUCAAGUCUGUCCAGCCUGAGGGGAAUUGUUGAAAGAAGAACAAGCUGCCUUCAACUCUGCCGCCGCGGUAGAUUUGGGCACCUGGCUCCGAUACUUGGGAGCCCCCACUGCUCCUGCACGAAGUGAAGGUUGAUAUGCCACAUCUGGUGGCUAAAUUACGUUUGGCUGCUGCCCCCGUCCACAGCAGUACGUUGCUUGGCCCCCGUGCUGGUACUCCUGCCUGCGUCUCCAAACUGGGGGCGCGCCGACCGCCAUCUACUGAAGUGAUGGAGCCCAUGACGGUGACGACGUCGGUGGUCGGACCCGAGGAGUUUGACCGCAACGCCCCGCGGAUCUGCGGCGUGUGCGGGGACAAAGCCACCGGCUUCCACUUCAACGCCAUGACGUGCGAGGGCUGCAAGGGUUUCUUCAGACGCAGCAUGAAGCGCAAAGCCGCCUUCACCUGCCCGUUCAACGGGAGCUGCACCAUCACCAAGGACAACCGGCGUCACUGCCAGGCCUGUCGCCUCAAACGCUGCGUUGACAUCGGCAUGAUGAAAGAGUUCAUCCUGACCGACGAGGAGGUUCAGAGGAAGAAGGACAUGAUAAUAAAGAGGAAAGAGGAGGAGGCCGCACGGGAGGCGAUGAGGCCACGUCUGAACGAGGAGCAGUCCCGUAUCAUCUCCAGUCUGGUGGAGGCUCACCACAAGACCUUUGAUGCCUCCUAUUCCGACUUCUCCCGCUUCAGGCCUCCAGUGCGCGAAGGCCCAGUGACUCGCAGCGCCAGCAGAGCAGCCUCCCUUCACUCUUUGUCUGAUGCCUCCUCCGACUCAUUCAACCACUCACCUGAGUCCGUGGAUACCAAGAUGAACUUCACCAGCCUGUUAAUGAUGUACCAGGAUGGCGCCAGCAGUCCAGACUCUAGUGAGGAGGACACAAAGCUCUCGAUGCUGCCCCACCUGGCUGACCUGGUCUCCUACAGCAUCCAGAAGGUCAUCGGCUUCGCCAAGAUGAUCCCAGGCUUCAGAGAGCUGACCGCAGAGGACCAGAUCGCCCUGUUGAAGUCGAGUGCCAUUGAGAUCAUCAUGCUGCGUUCAAACCAGUCGUUCAGCCUGGAGGACAUGUCCUGGAGCUGCGGGGGGCCGGACUUCAAAUACUGCAUCAACGACGUCACAAAGGCGGGUCACACUCUGGAUCUGCUGGAGCCGCUGGUGAAGUUCCAGGUUGGCCUGAAGAAGCUCAACCUGCACGAGGAGGAACACGUGCUGCUCAUGGCCAUCUGUCUGCUCUCCCCAGACCGCCCCGGCGUUCAAGACCACGGUCGCGUGGAGCAGCUGCAGGACCACCUGUCGGAGACGCUGCAGGCCUACAUCCAGGUGAACCACCCUGGCGGGCGCCUCCUCUACGCCAAGAUGAUCCAGAAGCUGGCCGACCUGCGCAGCCUGAACGAGGAGCACUCCAAGCAGUACCGCUCGCUCUCCUUCCAGCCCGAGCACAGCAUGCAGCUCACCCCGCUGGUGCUGGAAGUGUUUGGCAGCGAGGUGUCAUAGCAGAGGAGGAGGCGGCGCGCUCGCAUGCACACACGCACACACACUAAUACCCCCCCCACACAUACACACACACACACACCUCUCACACCAGAGAACCCCAGCCCUGAUGCACCUGGACGCAAGGGAGAAAGAUGGAUAAUCUGAUAGGUUACCUUCACCUGUUCGUCAUCAUCUCGUCCUCCUUCUGGUCCUCCCGACAAGGAGAGAGGCUCAGACGCCCGGACAUCUGAUCUAUGGAUUCAAUAUGCUCUCAAUAUUAUAACCAGAUUGUAUUUUAAAGCGGGAUCUGCAAACACAGCACCGUAUUAAAUCAAGCAGAUAGCCUUGAUUCAUGGACAUCCACAACGGACUGACAACCCCCGGUCCUCUCCGAAUCCCUAAACUCUCCUCUUCCCAUCAGCAUCUCCCACAGCAUUUUCCCAAGUGAAGACAGCUUGCUGUGAUGUGAUGGUGGCUGCAUGCGUCCCUGCUACCAUCGUCCUCAGGACAUCGUUUGUCGUUCACAUCGUCCUAGAUGACUGACGGGAGUCUAUUGGCCGCGGCGGCCCUCGUCUGCUAGAGCGACGUCGGUACAAGCGUGUUAGGUAGAUAUAGACUAUUGUCGACGGCAGAGUCAUCGAAACGAAUCGAUCAUCAAAACGGAGAGCAGGUUUACUGCUACAGGGACUGAGCCCUGUGUGUGUUUAACGGGAGGAAAGCAAGUCUCAGUGUUUCAGUGCGGGAACGGUCAGAGGAGAGGGGGGAUAAAAGGAGAUGGGAGAGACGGAGGGAUCUGCUACAGUUCCCUGUUCACGAGACAAAAUUUUGCUAAACAAGAAUGUAUGUAUAAUGCUAUAUAAAUAUAAAUGAUAUGUAUAAGAUGAUAUAUAUAUAUAUAAUAUGAAUAUAUAUAUAUAUACAUAGAUGUAUAAGAAAGAUAAACAUGGUUGCUUCCGUGGAAGCAAAUAGUUUUGAGUGUUGUAUAAUGUAGAGGACUUGAAGGCCCCUCCUCAGUCGUGUGUGUGUGUGUGUGUUGUUCUUCAACUAAUACGCACACACAAUAGAGCGCUGAAGUGUGUGAGGAGUCCUUCCAUUUGUGUGACGUGUGUACAGUAUUUGAGAAUAUUGAUGGACCACAAGGGGGUGUGUGCAGGCGCUGGGCCGAGGGGCUUCGGUGCAGUUAAGCACUUUUUAUUUUUCGGGACCUGUGAAUUUUUUAGGCUGACACAUGCAAACACAACGCCAUGUUUCGCGGAUACUGACUAUCCAAAAAUAUAUCUUUUUUUAUUUCCAGCUGGUUAGAUUGCUGCUAAGACAGUUAGCGAUAGAUAGUUGCCGGCUGUCUGCCUCAGGGAAACGUUUGUCUGGUGAUGUUGUGUACGUGGUGUUGAUGGUGUGUGUGGCGUAAGCUUACAAUCAUAAGACAGAGAUUGUGUUUAUUGAAGCUUCAGGCAUCACUGUGAUCUGUAAUCAUGCUAAAUAACAGCAGAAGUAAGCUAAAAACUUUUUAAAGAUAACGAUAAGAUAUAAGAUUUUCAUUCCUUAAGGAUUCAAACCUCCUUGUAUAUUGAAGGUGAUCAUUGUUUCUCCUUCCCAUCAAUUGGCUAAAAUAGGUAGCCAGCAAUUUGUGUUCAAACAUCGAGUGAUUAAUAUCAGCCUUUGUAUUUUUUUCUUUCUACAGAAGGUAGCGUUGUAUAGUUGUCAAAUAAUUCAUAGCCUGUAGUGUUUUUAAAAUGAAUUCCCUAAGAUGUUCUCAACAGCUGGGCAGUCAUAAAGUUAUAAUUCUUUUAUAUCAAAUGUAAAAAUGUAAGACUCAUAGCUUUUUUUUUUUGUUUCAUCUACAUCAUUUCAACAGCAGCCACAUAAGCGAGGUUUAGGAUGCUGCUCUCCGGCAUCACUACAUAUCAUGUCAGCCAACACAAGUGCAUGCUCACCCCUCACGCGGGCCUGGAUCACCCCCUUGUGGACAAACUCUGUAAAUACCACUUGCUAAGUCUGUACAUAGUUUAGAGAUUAAUGUAGGCAGAAUACUAAGACAGUUGUUGAUGACGGGAUGCCCUCAGAGAUACGGCACCAUAUGCAAUCUGGAGAUGGGCUCUUUAACGUUGCGUUCAACUCGAAUGGGCAGAGUUGUGCGAUCCUGGUCCGGCUGCUGAGUUGCAGUAAAACAGGCCGACAUUCCACGUAUUCAGAUUCCCCAAGAACAAAAUACUGAUGACGCUGUGUGUUCAACACAAAUCAACACACCUGAAAGACGCUGGUUUAAUAGCAUUGUGAGAAUCAGAGAGUCCCCCCCCCCCCCCAUCCCCUCCCACAACUCAGUGUGUCCUCACCAGGAAGCGUCCUCUCUGUCCCUUUCCAAGCUUAUGGAUGUGCAUCUUUUAUCUUUCUGAAGUCUAUCGAUAAGCUUUCAGCAAUUAUACAGUUUAUUCAUGAUGUUUUUAUUUUUGGUGAAAAUCUGUGUAUGUUUUUAGUUAUUAACCUCCAAUUUCUUUCGGUUCUUUUUAAAACUGUCAAUAUGUGUCCGUUCGCUGUCCCCAGCCAGCGCUCUGCUCGCUGCACUGUGACGUCAUAGUGAUGAUACCUGGUGACCCCCGGAGCCUUUUCACAGUGCAAAAUGGACGAGCUCCACCUUCUCUGUUCUCUCGAUUUCAAGCCAGCAAAAAAAACAGAGCCGCUUUUUCUGGGAGGGCGGGGAUUCAAACAAAACAAAAAGACAAUGCAGCCUUGUUUCACCUGUAGCUGCUUACUAAAGGGGAAGAGGACACUGUGGAGGUAAAAGGUGGUCCCAGGCUCCGAGAGAGGAAAAGGCAAGCAGGAUGUCAAACACAAUCAAGGACUCAUGGACUCAGCCGACCUACUACAUCCAGCCGGUGGCAUCUUACCGCCUCUUCUUCUGCAAUAGCCGAAUAUUAUCACAGCAGGAUCACUCUUCAUGGCUUUAACUCGGCAGCCGCUCACGCUCUGCUUUUGGACAAGUGCGGUGCCCCAGGGGCCGAUGGGAGCCGGAGGUUUAGUGAAACCGCCGCAUGUGGAGUUGGAUUGUGUCACUUUACUGUGGGAAAAGCAGAAGAAUGGCGACCUUCUUUGUUCUGUGGGACUCAGAGGGCCGUUUGGACCGGACCGGCAGGAGACCGCGUCCAAUCUGGAUCCACGAUCUCAGUAUUUAAGUUCUUUUUUUUAAAUGAGAAUCUGCCACAAGACAGACGCAGUGACUGACAAGACUUCACCUCCUCUACCCAAAGUGUCUUGCGAUCGCAGCAAAAACACAAAUAUCAUGAUUUCUUAACGAGUAGUUGUUGAGAUACAUGGGAAAAACUGGACUUUUUACAUACAACAUCUACAUCUGUUUGAAAAGGGAUGCAGGUUUGGGGCGCCGGGGCGGGAGCGUGCUCAGUGGGGCGGUUCCGCCCACUCGCUCUCUGCCCCCUCAGACCCGCCACCCCUCAACCCAGGUCAGCAGCUCCAGCUCAGUAGCCUUACUCAUGGAAACCUCCGUCAGCUGGAAACACUGAUCAGAUACCUCAAUGUUUUACACAAUGACUUUUCACUACAGCCUUUAAGGGAACCAAACACACACACACACACACACACACACACGCACACACCCACACUACAAAUCCCUCGCCUAGUCAGAACGCACGGGAAACUAGUCGCAAGCUGUAUAAAGAAGACGAUUGGCCGGUCGAAUCCUCUCGCUUGUAGACCAGCAGGUGUGAGUGGAUCCCAAUGUUUCCACGCGUUGGCCGCCGCGUCGCUCACGCGGUCCUCAUCUCUCUGUUUCCUGUCGUCUCUCUGUCUCUACAAACGGAUUACGUGCCGCUAUAAGCUCUGGCGCUGCGUUUAACCAAACGUACUACCUCUCCCUAUAUACACAUAUAGAUUUGUAUCUAAAUGUAUAUAUAGAUUUGUAUCUAUAUGUAUAUAUAGCCGCAGCAAUUUAUUUUAAUACUACCGUAGAAGGUUUUUUGUGUAUGCGUACAGUAAAAUUCUUUUUUUUUUUUUUUUUUCUUCUAAUGCGAAAGAGGAUUUUGUUUUUACCUCAAAUCUCAAUACAAGCCUAUACAAGUCCGAACAUCAGAAGCCUCAUCAGCGUCACGUUGUGUGCGUCUGUUUGAAUACAUUUUAAGAGCCACGUUCACAUAGCAGCUAAAAGUGACCAAAUUGGAGUUGGAAGAUAGUAACUGAAAUAUCCAUGGUCCUAAAACAAAAUCUCCAAAUCUGAUUUAUUGUGGACCCAGAAAAGAUAAUAGCACUUAUUUUUUUGUAUUAAUUGGAUGUGGAAGCAGUUUAACCAACACGUGAUCCAAAGACUCCACGAUUGACAAAAGUUAAAUCUGAUCAGUAAAUUGGAUUUAAGCUCCAGCUAUGUGAAUCUAUGUACUAUGUGAAUCUUGGCCUUUGUCCUCACAUCCAAAAUUUAAAAGAUGCAGCGGUGUCCUCCGUCCGCUCGUGUCUCUCGGCCUCCUAAAACCACCUGACAAGGUUUUGUAACGUUGGGAUCCCUUAUUAUGUUGUCGCCAAACAUUUAUUUUGUUUUUUCUUCUACUCAAUCCCACGUGAGCACGCUGCCUUCUUCUAAAGCACUCUUAACUCUGGUUCUUAGUCCUUCUUUCAUCUGCUGCAUCUGCUCAGCUUUCAGGUAACCGGGCCUUCAGAAUAAAAGCACCGCGCCUUUUAGUGAACACUAUGUCGACUCUCUGCAUGUGAGAGAAAGCCUCAUUCGCGGGUUGACUGUGUUUAUUCACAUCUUUCAAGUAUUUUACUUACUACUUUUUGCACCUUGGUCAAUUAUUCAAAAUAGACAGACGUUGAACCUUCAGCAGAUUCUUAAUCUGCAAAUGGACCUGAGGAGAGCAGUCGGCCUUUCUAGCGUCAAGAACGUCAUCUGCUGCUCUGAUUGCAUUUCUCUGCUACCUCUUUAACUAUGCGCCUGGUCAUAUAAACACACACACACACACACACACACACACUGCACCCACAGGUCAACAUGCACUAAUACCAACCGAAGAAAAAAACCUUGGACCCACACACAGCAUUUGUGUGAACUUAUUUAUCCUUCACCAGCAGAUUUUUGCCAAUGAUGCACUUGUGUUUUUCUCUAAAAUGCUCUGCAAUACAUGUGAUGUCUACAAAUGGUUUAUCGUCAUCUACUAUCAUUUUCUUCUUUUUGGAAAAAAAUAAUAAAAAUUCCGCAGCUCUGAUCUAUAAGUCCUGGGCCAGCCAGAUGGUUGGAAAACAAAGUCAACGUUAAUGCGUGCAGAAUAUAUAGACAGUUGUUGUUUUUGAGGGGAAAAAACCAUAAAUAUACAUAUUGCUCAGCUCAGUUGAACCUUGUUGUGCCUAGAACCCACAGCCUUAUUUUGGGACAAUAUCUGGUUGAAAACCAGAAUACAGGACCAUCUGUUCCUGUAUCACAAACCGUCUAUGUUUAGUUUCAGGAACUGAUUUGUUCUUCUCAUCAUAUCCACAUAUUUGUCCUUUGUCCGGGUCAGAGUCUCUUGCUCGUGGGAGGUGCAUCUACCGUCGUUUCUGCGGGUUGUUCUUUUGUUUCAUUCAGUAUUUUAAUUUAUUCCCCUUGACUGAGUUUUUUUUCAGUGACAGUUGGCUCUUAUAAAGUUUGAAAAAAAAGAUUUAAAUGUUAAGUCAAAAUAUUGAUUGUUGUGAAGAAGAGUUAUUAUUGAUUUUUAUUUAAUUUGUCUUAAUUUAAGCUUAUUUUUUUAAAGAAUGUCCAGCAGACUGACCUCCCUUUGCAUGAACUAUUCUCAUCAUUAAGGGAACAAACAAGUAAUGAAAAGUUUUUAAAUUGUAGUUUGUUCUCAGCAGAGUCCCAAGAUAAGUAGCUUUACCUUUCACUCAUGCACAUCACCAUGCAGUAAAACUCACCUGACCUCAUUGUUUCUAGCAGAAACUCGUCUUUUCAACACUUACCGUUGCCAUGGCAUCGCUCGCCGUUGAUUGCCUGACAGAUAAAAUAAAUAGUGUUUUACAUUCAGUACCAAUGUCUCUCUUCGUGGUCAAAAUCACCGCCUGUUUUUUUUUUUUGUUGCUCUUUUUGUCUUCUUGUCUUUGAAGUGUAUCCAUUGUACUUUGAUUACAUGAAUUGUAUGUAGUAAAAAUACUGAUAAAGAUUUUGGGAAAUCACAAAUAAACCGCUGUACAUAAUGAUGCAGAA